AUGAAUACUGGUAAUAUACAACCAGUUUAUGGUGGCCAAUAUCAACCCAAUUCAAGUGCAAACAAUGGUUACAAUUUUGGCGCGAAUUCAACGGGUCAACCAAACCUAACACAUACAUCGAGUGCACAGACUGGAUGGCCAUAUACUGAACCCCUAACGCCAAGUUACGGGACAUCCACUUCAGUCCACUUGAUUGAAAGUACUUCCAGUCCUUUGAUUACCAAUAGUAUUAAUACGGAUAAUAAUAUAGAAUACCCUGUUUUUCAAGACUUAGUUGAUCUCGAGUUGCCAACUAAUGAAGGAACAGUAGGUCAGGGACUGGAAUAUAUGUAUACAAACGAAGCUCUUCCUCAACAACAACCCCAACCAUCAGCUAAUACUUCAACGGCAGUCGAGUCCUAUGAGACACCACUUGUAUUACAAACCAAUGCAACCAAUAAUAUACUACGGAAUCAAACGAACAACUCAGCCGAUAAUAUUGUCUACGAUAUGAUUCACACGUUAAUUAAUAAAAUUAACCUUGGUUUGAUUACCACUACUAACGGAGAUGAAUUAUUAGAUAAAAUAAAAAAAAUUCUAAAAUAUGAGAAUAAAGGCCAACAAAUGAUCAAAGAGAUUGCGGACGAGUUGAUGCAAAAGGGUCCAGAUGAGCUCAAACAGUUGUUGGCCAGGGCUGGACUGCAACAGGAAUCGGAGGCUGUGGUCGAGAUGUUCAUAACGAGGGAGCCCUGGAAGUGCACCACUGAUGUCGAGUUAAAAGUGAUAAAAGAACCCGAACUGCGAUCAGGAAAUUCGCGAUACUUUCAAAUGAAUUCCCAUCCGAGGGGUCGGGCCAUCAUAUUUGCGGCCACAGAUGGCUUGGACAUCGAGAUAAAGCGAUGGAAAUCCAUUUUCGCUCAGUUAGACUUCAAGUGUGAGGUAUAUGCGGACUCCACGUGCUCUGAGAUUAAGGAUAAGCUGUUGGGGGUGUCGUGUCAGCGGUUCGUCGCCGACGCUCUGUUUGUGAUGGUUAUCGGCGGCGGAUUUGAUCAGAAGAUCUACGGUUAUGGCAAUCGUGAAGUCGAUAAUGAGAUGUCGUUCACAGACAUUGUGAACAUAUUCUCCGCUAAUAAUGAUAAGAGUGAUGCGUCUCUUAGGAUGAAACCGAAAAUAUUUGUUUUCAACACUUUCUCUAUUGGUGAGAAUUAUGUGGCGAAAGGCAGUGGUGUCUACACGUGUGAAGCCCAUAGACAGUGGUUCGCAAGGAAUGCCAAAUUACAGGAAUACAAUACACAAGACGUGCCACAAAACAGCGCCAAAUGUGCCAAACGAUCGCGAAGUAACACCACUCAAGGGACUGGGUUUGUGCCAAAUCAGGGCACUAAUUACAACGUUGUCCCUGGUCAUCACCCGGGUCCUCAUUCAACAAAUACAGUCGCUACCCAACAAACUAAUCAAAGCAAUACAUACCCGGCUCAGGCAUACACACAGCAAUUCAAUCCAUACAAUCAGGAAAUAAAUGCGAAUACAAUGCAGACCUCGACAUCACCACAACUUCACAUCACUUCGAUGACAGUUGUGGCUAACAGUGGUAAUCAAAGCCUGAAUGGACUGCAAACAAACAAUACGAUAACCACUCCAACAAACAGUUCAUUAGAUAAUAGGAUCGAAGACAUGAUUUUCACAUUUGUUAAUAAGAUUGACCUUGGUCAGAUGAGCACUACAGGGGAUCCAUUAUUAGAUGAAAUGAAAAAAAUCCAACAAAACGAGCAUGAAAAUAAGUGCCGUAUUCAGCAUAUUAGGAGAGUGCUGAAUGAUCCAGGUCGAUUGAAACAGUUCCUGGAUAACACGGGCUCUCACCAGUUGGCUAAUGAACUAGUGGAAAUGUUCAAAAUGGACUACCCCUGGCCAUAUCGACCAUAUACUGACCUACCUGUAUUAUCAGUGGUACGGGCAUCAGAAUUGAGAUCAGGGAACACCCGCUAUUUUUUCAUGGAUUCCAGUCCCAGGGGUCGGGCCAUUGUGUUUAUUUGUGCCGAUGGACUGGACAGGGAGGCGGACAGAUGGGAGUCCAUUUUGGGACAGUUAGGCUUCGAGCAGGACGUCUACAGAAAAGCCAAGUGCUCGCAGAUAAGGGAUGUGCUGUUGGGAGUGUCGACUCAGCCCUUCGACGCCGACGCCCUGUUUGUGAUGUUUAUCGGCGGCCGAUAUGACGAGAAAAUUCACGGAUACGGAGGCAAUGAGAUGUGGAUCACAGAUAUUGUGGACAUAUUUUCCGACACUAAUUGUGUGUCUCUGCGAAACAAACCGAAAAUAUUUGUUUUCAACACUUUCUCUAUUGAUAUGAAUUCGUGGUUUAAUCCCACAGAAAGUAUUACACUAUUUGGACAGGCAUUCAGUUAUACGAUCGCACAGCUACAAAAGUGUUUGGACACCGGAAUGACACCCCCAAACCAACAGAACGGCAGUCAAAAGUCAACUACUUUAGCACCGAAUGAUGACUUAGAAAAUAGCCAAGCUCAAACACACCCACAACCCCCUAUCGCAAACAGUGGUGACACGACUCCCAAUCAAGCAAACAUAGUGUAUAUGUUACAGUUAGUGCCAACCAUCCAAGUGCUAAACCAAGAUGCCGGUCCCUUCACUUCAUACCCUUCCCAUCCAAACACAAUCUCACAAACUCCUAAUCAACACUUCAUUCAACAACCACUGCAACCAAUAGAUCCCAAUUCAAUGAUUCUCUUGCAGGCUGUAGUGGCAGAAACCCCAAUAGAAGGACCUGAUGUCGUGCCCUCUCAGCUCUCCACUACUAGUGAAGAGCUUCCCGAUGAAGAAAUAAAUGUCUCAGAAUCGCCUAUUAUUUCACCUGGAUUACUCACAUUUAUCCAAGAGUCUGAUAAUGACAUUAAAAACGGUGAUAAUGACACACUGCAAGACAAUGACAUGGAUAUGCUCACAAAAUCUGACCAAAUGGAUGUGGACACUAAUUGGGAAAUGGAUGCAAACGUUCGGGAAAAUGGUGUCAUAAAUGAGAGCCUGAUAUUUGGGACCAAAACACAACUCAAACGCAAACUACAGGAUAUGCCACAAAACACUGGCACUCACACCAAACGUAUGGCGAUUGAGUAUCAAUCAUACGAUCGGUCAAAUAGAAAGGAUGGCAGUGUUAACCAUGGUGCUCAGUUGAAAACAACCAUCACCAAGAACCGAAUGCUCAUUGAGAUGUUUGGCCAGGGAAUAGAUAAUGUACACCCAAAUCAAGACUUCCCUCAACAACCAAUGCAACCAUUAGAUCAUAAUUGUAUGGCAAUCGGGCCCUACAACAGAUCACUUGCCUUGAUUCCAGUCCUUACCUUUGGAAGUACUUUAAGUCCUUUGGUUCCCGAAAAUAUUAAUUCCGAAACGAAUCGAGUAUUUCCUGACAUUCAACACAUCCAAUCCAUUGAGACCGGACUACAAGAGGAAAGGCAGGGAAUAGAGAAUAUAACUGCAAACCAACAAGUACCCGGACAAUCAUCACAACCAUCGACAUCGCCCUAUGGGCCGGACAUUGAAUUAAAAGUAAUAAACGCACGGACGCUGAGAUCAGCGAUGCUGAAUUCGCGAUACUUUAAGAUGGACUCCCGGCCCAGAGACAUAGGGAUAGUGCAGGAAAUCGGCGGUUAUCUCAAAACCUUCGUAACAUAA
Oppiella nova is the source of this 3666-nucleotide messenger RNA. The record is from the annotation of a GenBank genome assembly. Lineage: Eukaryota; Metazoa; Arthropoda; Arachnida; Sarcoptiformes; Oppiidae.